AUGAGCAUGAGCAGAGGCUCCGUCUGCCGGAGAUGCCUGUUAACGAUGAAGUCCAUGGCUGGUGGAGGACCAACAUCAACAUACGCUCAACAACGCGGCAAAAAGACAUGGCACGGCCCCAAGUACCAGGCGAAGAUUGACCAGGCACAGGCUGAUUGGGAAGAGCGGGCUGAAAAGAUCAAGAAGGGGGAGAUUCAACACACAUGGGAUAUGUUUGUUGAGAGAGGCUAUGUGAAGGACACAGCUGGAUCUCAUGAAACUAUUCGCAAACUGAUGCUUCACAAACGGAUUGGCGCCUACACUGGCAUUGACCCAACGGCGCCCUCUCUACACAUUGGCCAUUUGCUCCCGCUCAUGCCGAUUUUCUGGAUGUAUAUGCACGGUUACGCUGGUUACACUCUGAUCGGUGGCGCGACGGCCAAGAUUGGCGACCCUACUGACCGGUUGGUCAGCCGCACGCCUCUCAAAAGGACCGACCUCACCAUGAAUUUGACCAAGAUACACUACCAACUCAAGGCCCUCUGGAUGAAUGUGGAAGAACAGGCAAGGAGGCGGGGCUUCGAGAAGGAUUGGGCAUGGAAACGGGCUGUUGUGAACAACUCUACAUGGUGGAACUCGCUUCCUCUGAUCGAGGUUCUCAAGAGGUUAGGGGAUAGUAUGAGAAUGGGUCCCUUGCUGUCCCGCGAUACGGUCAAGAACAAAAUGUCGAAAGGCGAUGGCAUGUCCUUCUCAGAAUUCACCUACCCGCUCAUGCAAGGUUGGGAUUGGUGGCAUAUGUAUCAGGCAAAUGGAAUCCAGAUGCAGAUCGGUGGCUCCGACCAGUACGGAAACAUCGUGACCGGCGUCGAGACGGUGAAAGUCGUCCGUGAUAACGAGCCAGAUCCGGCGAAAAAAAUUGAAGGUGGUCCCUUCAACGAUCCGGUCGGCUUCACCGUCCCCCUCUUAACAGACUCAGCCGGUGUCAAGUUUGGAAAGAGCGCCGGCAAUGCCGUUUGGCUUGACAAGUUCCAGACUUCCGAGUUCGACCUUUACGGUUACUUUGUGCGGCGAUCCGAUCAAGAGGUCGAGAAGCUUCUCAAGCUCUUCACCUUCCUGCCUAUGGAGAAUAUCAACGAGGCCAUGAAGAUCCACAGCGAGAACCCCGCCCGACGAGUUGCUCAACAUCUGCUGGCCUUUGAGGUAGUCGGCUUGGUGCACGGCAUGAACGCGGCGCAUAGGACCGCCUUGAACCACCAGGCCAGGUACGGAAAGCAAAUCGACAUCCCCGGCGUCACGCUCAGGAUGCCCAAGGCAGCAACCGAGGACACGCCACCCUCCAUUCUAGACGCCCCCAAGAUGGACAUGCAACUGCCCGAAUCUCUCAUCAUGGGCAAAUCCAUCGGCCGCAUCCUCUACGCCGCAGGCCUCGCAAAGAGCGCCUCAGAAGGCCACCGCCUCGCCACCCAGCAAGGUGCCUACAUUGGCGCCAUGCCUGGCCACAAGCGCACCGAGGACAACAAGGUGAUGGACUACUCCCAGCUCAGCUUCACACCCAUCAAGCUCUGGUUCCCCCAGGAGACGAGGAACUACCUCAUCGACGGCAAAUUGCUCAUCCUCCGCAAGGGCAAGGUCCAGAUUCGCGUCAUUGAGAUGGUCAGCGACGAGGAGUGGAAGGAGUCUGGUCAGACGUACCCUGGCGAGCCGGGGACCGGUGCGCUGCGCAUGCUUCGCCAGCAGUUGAAGAUGCUGAAGUCGGGGAUGCUGACGCCGGACGAGGUCAAGGCCAACUUGAAGAACCAUGUCGAGGAGGAGGCGCCGCCGCCUGGGUUUAUGAAGUUUCCGGAUCAGGACUCUUAUGCUAUUAGGAGGGCGACUCAGGAGCUGAUGGAUGAGAUUCACCAGAAGGAGGUAGGGGGUGAUUCGCCGAGGGAAGAGAGGAGGGAAUGA
Messenger RNA from Podospora anserina S mat+, 1926 nucleotides. RefSeq lists its product as uncharacterized. The transcript is spliced from 3 exons. Gene Ontology annotation, cellular component: cytosol; mitochondrion. The record is from RefSeq and is a predicted model, not a curated record. Gene Ontology annotation, molecular function: tyrosine-tRNA ligase activity; ATP binding; RNA binding. Bases 1 to 1926 code for a protein of 641 amino acids. NCBI's taxonomy places the organism in Eukaryota, Fungi, Ascomycota, Sordariomycetes, Sordariales, Podosporaceae. Gene Ontology annotation, biological process: tyrosyl-tRNA aminoacylation.